AUGACAACUGUCGCCAAGGACCUCGGGGAUCUCCAAGAGCGUGUCUCGUACAUACAGUCGGCGACCAACGACAAGCAGCACACUGCGGACGGCGAGUACGCCGAUGCCAAGACGCCCACCGAGCUCGAAGACGGCGCGCUCGUCGCCGGCGGUGCGCUCUCGCUCAUGUCGCGUGAAGCGCUUGGUCUCCUCUCGCAGUACUUUGCGAUCGGUAUCAUUUACGGCAUGCUUCCUGGUCUUCAGUACCCCGUCUUCAACAACUAUCUGCGCAUGGAAGGCUACCAGACCUCGGCGUACGGUGUCCUCUGCACGCUCGGCUGGUCGUUCAAGGUCUUCUACGGCAUGCUCUCGGACUGCGUGCCCAUCAUGGGCUACCGCCGCAAGCCGUGGAUGCUCAUCGGCUGGGGCGUCGCGACGCUCUGCCUCUGCAUCAUGACGUUCACGCCGUUCCCGGCGCCGUACUGCGACGGCCGCAAGGACAAGUGCCCGUCCGUGACCCCUCCGAUUGCCAACCUCACGCGCGACAACAAGCUGCAAUACUACAACUUUGACGCCCCGGACGCCGGUGGCCAAUUCAUUGUGCUCUCGGUCAUUGUCGGCUUUGGCUACGUCUUGGCCGACUGCGCCGCCGACGCCAUGGUCGUCGAGUAUGCCCAGCGUGAGCCGAUUGCGAUCCGCGGCCGCACCCAGACCGCGAUCUACAUCCUCCGCUACAUUGGCACGAUGGUGUCGCAGAUCUGCACGGCCUUCCUUCUCAAUGGCAAGGAGUACUCGGGGUCGUUCGACUUUGCCGUCAGCGUCAACGUCAUGUACGGCAUCUGCCUCGUGCCGUGCGGGCUCAUCGUCUUGAGCACCUUCUUCAUUCUCGUCGAGCGCAAGUCGGAGCGCAUUCCGUUCUCCCAGUGGACGUCCAGCUUCUGGGGCCUCCUCCAGAACCGCGUCAUGUGGCAGAUCUGCGCCUUCAAGUUCCUCAACCAGGUCUUUGGUGCGAUCGGCGCGACGCCCGGUACCCCGAUUGCGCGCACGUGGGCCAAGGUCGAGCCGCUCAACGAAGCGCUCUCGAGUGUCCUUGGCUCGCUCAUCAUGUCGGUGGUCAUGGCCAUUGUCGGCAAGUGGGGUCUCCACUGGAACUGGCGCUGGAUCAUCGCCCUCGGCACGAUCUCCAUCGUCCUCAUUGACGGCGCCGUCGUCUUCAUCACGAUCUGGAACGUCUUCCGCAACCAGUGGUUCUACAACGGUGUCGCGCUGGCCGAGAACGUCCCGGCCGGUAUCCGCUUCAUCGUCGCCACGUACUGCGCCGUCGAGAUCGCCGACGUCGGUAACGAGGGUGCCACCUACGGUCUUGUGACGACGGUCAACAACCUCGCGUCGCCGUUCGCGUCGGUCCUCUACAAGCUCAUCGACUCGUACUUUGAUGUGUCCCAGACCGACAUUGCCCGCGAUGACAACGCCGUGCAUUGGCAGGUGUCGUACUGCUUCUUGAUCUCGUACGCCUCCAAGCUCGCGGCGCUCGGCUGGCUCUUCCUCCUCCCGCCCCAGAAGGCCGAGAUGCAAGCCCUCAAGAAGCGCGGCGGCAAGAGCAAGCUCGCGGGUGGUAUCUUGAUCGCCGUCUUUGUCAUUGCGCUCAUCUUCUCGGUGUCGACCAACUUCAUGUCGAUUUACCCGUCGACCAAGUGCUACCGCAUCGCCGGCGGGAAGGGCUACUUUGCCAACGGCACGUGCAUCAAGUAA
Messenger RNA from Saprolegnia parasitica CBS 223.65, 1731 nucleotides. RefSeq lists its product as hypothetical. Lineage: Eukaryota; Oomycota; Saprolegniomycetes; Saprolegniales; Saprolegniaceae. The coding region runs from base 1 to 1731 and encodes 576 amino acids. The record is from RefSeq and is a predicted model, not a curated record. The transcript has a single exon.